Messenger RNA from Malassezia globosa CBS 7966, 318 nucleotides. RefSeq lists its product as uncharacterized. Gene Ontology annotation, cellular component: mitochondrial intermembrane space. The transcript has 2 exons. Gene Ontology annotation, biological process: cellular respiration. The record is from RefSeq and is a predicted model, not a curated record. The coding region runs from base 1 to 318 and encodes 105 amino acids. Lineage: Eukaryota; Fungi; Basidiomycota; Malasseziomycetes; Malasseziales; Malasseziaceae.
AUGGAACCGUUAAUGGAAUCGGUGGGAAAGCAGUGUCAAGAUCAACUAGCUGUAUUUCAGCGGUGUAUUUAUGUCCACCGAAAUGACCCAGCCUCCUGUACACAACCUCAGCAGGAACUAGCCAAGUGUGCAUCAAACGCAGUGCCAAUGCUGCAGACCAUCAAGCGGACGUGCGGCCACUUGAUUCGCGAGUAUGAUCAGUGUCUGGCUGCGAAUAAAGAUGCCUCUUCAGAUGAGCUUGCAGUCCAGUGUACAUCAAAAUUGCGCGCGCUCGCGGAGUGUGCAGAGGCAGUAAAGCUAAAUAGCCAAACCGCCUAG